AUGACUCUGCAGUUUCAGACCCUGUGUUUGAAAACUAUCUACGAGUAUACAGAGUUUAUUUACGAUGUCAAGAAAUCGCCAGGAUUCCAGGUCCAUGUUUUGUAUAAAAAUAAUAAAAUCAUAUUUAAUCCUCCCUAUGGCGAAUUUCGAGACGCCAUGUUGAACGUUUACUCUGAUUUGAUCAGAGCAGUAGGCGAUAUUCCUCGAAUCGAGACGAAACUUUUUGAGAAGAAUAUCGAUAAAUUCGAUUCGUUGUUUUUGAAACUUUCUAUUCUACCAGCAGUUGUAGAACAAUGUCGUGACAAAGUAGAGGAAACAUUGCAAAAUGAGUGGAUUUGUCCCGAAUUAAAAAUACAGGAUUUCGACGAAUACGUGUGUUUGAUUAAUGGACAGUCGAGAAUCGAAGUGAAUAAAUUCCUCUCCGACGAGCAACCCUUCGAGUUAUUCAAACUAAAGGUCGCUUAUUACCACAACCUCAGCGAUGAAAUUGCCCUAUCUUCGAGUCGAGUAGUCACCAUUGGUUCAUUCGAAAUACAUCGAGAACACUUCAUAUCGAUCUUGAUGAAUAAAUCACAAGUGACCAAAGAUCGAUUCUUGACCAAAAUCAACGAUACGUAUCAAAACGCUUGUCGUUGUUUGAACGAAGAGUUCCAAAUUAUCAAAGAUACUUUGCUCAAGCCGCCUGCAAACACAGCGGAAUUGGUGAAAAUGAAAGAAUACUGCCUGAAUCUAGGAACCAAAGUCUUUUUCCAGAUGGAAGACCGGUUAAGAGAGACUAUGGAUUAUAUAUUAUUCUGUUCCGAUUACGUUGCCCUGACUAGUGCUCAAAUUAAACAAAAUUCCGUCACUUUUUUAUGGUAUAGAAGGAUUAACUCGAUUUUGGAAGAGAAUCGUGGGAUAAUAAAAGAAAAAACUAAAGAAUUUCAGGAUUUGCUGGUGAAUCGUAUUGAAAAUUUCAAACAUAGUCUCGAGAAGUAUGAGAAAGAGGUGGCUGAAUUUCAGCAUUAUCGAGAUGCUGCGGAUCUGUCCAAGUAUUUGAAAAAAUCGCAGAAUUUGCAUAAAAAGUUAUGUAUGGCUAACGAUCGUAUUGGCGAAUUUAACGAAGAAGAGGUAGCUUUCGGAUGGAUUCGUACGGUUUAUCCGAAGCGAGAUGAGAUCGUUGACAAAUUAGCUCCGUAUAAGAAAUUAUACGAGAAUUGCGCCGAUUACAAGAAUAAAUAUCAGAUUUGGACCGAGGCAAAAGUCGGCACAUUCCAACCAAUCGAUAUUGAAAAAGAUGUAGAAACUUUCCACGACAAUAUCAUCGAAUUAAGCAAACAGUUUUCAUCGGUGCCAGCCCCAUAUGCCUUGACCAAUAGCAUACGUCAAGAUGUAGAACAAUUCCAAGGCUAUAUGCCAAUUGUCAAUACCUUGGGAAACCCUUGCCUUAAAGAAAGACAUUGGGAGAAAAUCUCCGAAAUUGUAGGUUUCCCUAUUCGAGUCGAAGAUGAUCUGACUCUGGCUAAAAUUCUAGAUUACGGUUUGGACGAAUACGUGCCAAAGUUUCAAGUUAUCAGCGAUUCGGCUACUAAAGAAAAUAAUUUGGAGAUGAGGCUUAACCAGAUGAUCACCGAAUGGAAAGAUAUGAAGUUUAAAAUUAUACCUUACAGGGACAGUGGGACGUAUAUUUUGACCACAGCCGAUGAAAUCCAAGUUCUACUCGACGAUCAUAUUGUGAAAACUCAGACUAUGAAGAAUUCUCCGUACAUUAAACCUUUUGAAAGCACCAUUCAUUCUUGGGAGCAGAAAUUAAUCCUUUUGCAAGAAAUCAUCGACGCUUGGUUUUCGGUCCAAAAAAUGUGGCUCUAUUUAGAGCCCAUUUUCACCUUCUCUGAUAUCCAGCAACAGAUGCCUGAGGAAUCUAAACGUUUUGGUGCCAUUGAUAAGAUAUGGAAAGAUAUAAUGAAAUCUGCCUCUUCUAACACAACAGUCUUGGUAGUCAUAGGAAUCGAUAAAAUGCUCGAACGACUCGCCAAAUGCAACACCUUACUGAAUUUGAUCCAAAAAGGAUUAGGUAGUUAUCUGGAUACGAAACGUCUCAAUUUCCCUAGAUUCUUUUUCUUAUCGAAUGAAGAAAUUCUCGAUAUCAUUUCAAAUACCAGAGAUCCUGCUGGGGUACAACCGUAUUUGAAAAAAUGUUUCCAAGGUAUUCACAAGUUUCGAUUCAACGACGAUUGCGAUAUUUUGAGCAUUAUUUCGGAUUUUGGAGAAGAACUGGUGUUUCGUGAAAUGGUAAACACGAGUUCGCGAAGAGGGAAUGUUGAAAAAUGGUUGGCAGAUGUGGAAGUCGUCAUGAAACAGAGUGUUAGAGAAGAGGUUUUGAAAAGUAUCGAAUCUUACGAUAAAAUGAAUUUCGACGAGUGGAUCAAAUCUUCGAUUCAGCAGGUCAUUUGCCUCGUUAUCAAUAUCAUCAGUACUCGGAAACUAGUGAGUAUUCUGGAUAAUACGAAGGGUCUGGAAGCUUACUUCGCAGAAUGUCUGAAUAUGGUUGGCAAUGUUACUGAAAAAUUGAAAAUGAAGACUGAUAAGAAGUAUAGGAUUUUACUAGGUGCAUAUUUAGAAUCACCUGUUGGAUUAGGUAAAUCAACGAUGAUCAAAGAUUUCGCCAAACUAGCUGCUAAACAUUUUGUCAUCUUUGGCUGCUUCAAACAACUCGAUUAUUCCGUAGUAGAGAAAUUUUUCAAGGGUGUAGUGGCCUCCGAUUCGUGGUUCUGUUUCGAUAAUUUACACGUAGUCAACGAAGAAGGUCUGCAAAUUAUCGAUCAUUUCGUCAUAUCGAUUCAGAGACGUAUUUUCUUCAACGAAGAAUGCGUAAGGUUCAACGGUACUACUUUUGAACGAUGUAAUGGUAUGAUUUAUGCCACAGUGUGUUCAGAAAAUCCGUCUAAAAAGGUGGAAUUACCAGCUAGUGUCAGAACGUAUUUUCGUCGAAUUUGUUUCAAAGAUAUCCAAUUCAAAGAGAUUAUUGAGAUGGAACUCGUCGUGCUGGGUUUUCGAGACUGCGCUGGUUUGGCUAAAAGGGUUUCUGACGUUUUAGCCAUGUGCGGUGAUUUAUUCAAAGAUCAGGAUUGUUUUCAAAAUGUGAAGAAUAUUUUGAAAAGUGCCAAAACUCUGAAACUCAAACAUCCACGAGACGAUGAGAAAGUAAUCUUAGGUCAAGCUAUCAGGUUCACAACCCAAUCUCUUCUGAGACCUGAAGAUGAAACUUCGCUAGAAACGAUCUUGAAGAACGUUUGUCAAUGUGAAAUUCCAGUUCUUGCUGCGAACGGGAUAGUGAAUUUGGCUGAAAAAGUCUGCAAAUCGAAUAACAUAGUUUUUAAUCCGGAUAUGAGACAAAAAAUUGAAUUAUUUUACACAGCUAUGUACUACACCUCUGGUUUGAUGCUGGUGGGAGACGAGUUUACUGGUAAAACAACACUGCUGAGUGUUUUAUCGCAGAUUUACUCGCUAAAAGAAGGUGGAAACGGUCAAGAAAUAGAAAUGGUUGUCAUCAAUCCGCAAUCGGUUACGUUACAGCAGUUGUACGGCCAUCAGGAUGAAUUAACUAGUGAAUGGGUGGAUGGUAUUUUAUCAGCUCAUUACAGGAAGUUCGCCAGAUCCGAAAAUACAAACAGGAAAUGGUUAAUUUUCGACGGACCUUGUGAUCCAUCAUGGAUGGAGCAAUUACACAGUGUUUUAGACGAAAUGAAAAAACUAUGUUUGAAAUCAGGAGAAACGUUGGAAUUACGCGAUAACACUAAUUUAAUAUUUGAAACCAAUAAUUUACAUCACGUGUCUCCUUCUGUGGUAUCUAGAUGUUGCCUAAUUUUCACGAAUGAAAGUACAGCCAAGUGGGAGUAUCUGAUUUCUUCGUGGGUGAAAAAGUUGCCACCAUUUUUGAACAAUCUGCUAGAGCACGUGGAGAAAUUAGCGUUGAGAUUUUGCCCAGUGCUGUUCUCGUUCAUAGAUUCUGUUCGGGAUAAUCUCAUAUACCAAGUAAAGAAAAACGUAAUGAUUAAAUCCUUAUGCGAUAUAUUCGAUUGCUUCAUGGAUGAUUUCAACGAUGAAAAUUAUAAUCAGAAUAUUUCCGAAAUUGAUACCAGAUCGCAACUGGAGGGAGUAUUUUUCUUCUCUUGCAUCUGGUCUUUGGGCGCACUACUGAAUAAAGUUGAUAAGGAAAAAUUCGACGCAUUGUUUCGAGCCUUACAGCAAAAAGAGUUUCCUAAAGAGAUCCAAGAAAGGUUUAAUUUACCAGAUCAUCUCUGUGGUCCGGCUGCCAAACAGUAUGUGUACAUUAUUCCCGAUUAUGGCACUGUAUUCGAUUAUCAGUAUAUUAAAGAGGGUAAAGGUAAAUGGAAACUGUGGUCAGAAAGUGUAACGUUGACUUCAGCUAUUCCUCGAGAUGUGCAGUUCCAUCAGAUUAUUGUGCCGACUAAAGCAACCAUUCGUAAUCAUAAUCUGAUUUCGAUGCUUGUAAGGCAUGGAAAACCAGUCAUGUUUGUGGGCGAUGCUGCUACUGGGAAAACGGUCGAUAUUAAAUCUUACGAUGGUCAGUUGACCGCCCUCAUUGGAUGA
Messenger RNA from Planococcus citri (citrus mealybug), 4593 nucleotides. Its product is annotated as dynein axonemal heavy chain 7-like. Gene Ontology annotation, molecular function: minus-end-directed microtubule motor activity; dynein light intermediate chain binding; ATP binding. The coding region runs from base 1 to 4593 and encodes 1530 amino acids. Gene Ontology annotation, biological process: cilium movement involved in cell motility. Gene Ontology annotation, cellular component: inner dynein arm; 9+2 motile cilium. The transcript has 25 exons. The record is from RefSeq and is a predicted model, not a curated record. Lineage: Eukaryota; Metazoa; Arthropoda; Insecta; Hemiptera; Pseudococcidae.